AUGGUUGGCUAUGACGACCGCGACGACUACCGUCGCUCGGGUUCAUCCCAGCAUCGCUCGCGCACCAGUAAGCAUCAUGCCUCGUCUCCGCAUAGAUCCCAAGCACACGAGCCGACCAGACGACGCUCUCGUUCUCCCCCCUCUCAUCGCUAUCCAUCCUCGCACAGUCAUCACGGCCGUGCUGAUGAUCCAUACGUGAGUGGCACCGAUUCAUCUAGGCGGCGCGAGCGCGAAUACAGCCGCGACCAUGACCAUCAUCGUCAGCGAGACUGGGCCAGAGACAGGCCAGAUCAUCGCUACUCUGCUACGUCCUCCUACAGCAAUGCCGAGGACGCAGCUGCGAGAUCCAGCGGUCGCAGGCGCUGGGAUCAAGGUGCACCGUAUCCGUCGGAUACCCAAUUGAACCAGACUGCAAUGCAGGGUGCCAGAACGCCCAUUGCCGAUUCGCUUCCACAGAGACCAGCAGCGCCACCAGGCGCAGCUCCUGGACCACCGCCGAGCGCACCCCCUUCCUUCGCAUCCAUAUCGACCUCAUCUGCUGCAACUCCGGUGUCGGCGGAAGAACAGGCAAAGCUCGCAAAGAAGGCACGCCUCGAAGCAUGGCGCAAGGAGCAAGCCGCUAAAAAGGCGCUCGAGGAGGCGAGAGUGCGUGCCCAGAACAUCACAGACAGUGUCGCACCUGGGACAAAGAAGCCAGAAGCUGCUACAGCCACCUCGAGUGGACCAGGUGCUCCCACCUCCAUCAAUGCUUCCGGUCUCCGCACUCUCUCACUGCGUGCAGAUCCUUCCAAGGUCAAUGCCCAGAAUCGUUCGCAAUCCAUGAUGGACGACGCUGCCGAACCAUCCAGCCAAAAGCGCAUGACACGCUUCGACGAUCUGCCUCCUCUGGACCCUAACGUCGGCAACCACGCCGUCGGGCAGAAUCUCGCCGACGACGACGAAGCAGACACCGCGCCUGGAGAGCCCGGCGCCAAAGCGGCCGACGACAUGGACGUGGACGACGAAGAGGAAGAAGAUCCGCUGGACGCCUUCAUGUCCACCGUCAAGUCUCAGGUGGCGCGCGUCAACGAGAACGAUCGCCGCAAAGCCGCGAGCAACGGUAAUGCUGCUGCAUCCAGGGACAAGACGAAAGCUGUUGUGCUGGGACAGGAGGAGAGCGAUGCAGAGGCCGACGCUUCCGACAAGGAAGUCGACGAACUUGAUCGAGUCGGCGUUGCUACAGAAGACCUCUUGGCCAUCGCCGCCAAGAAAGUCAAGAAGAAGGAGUUGGCCACCGUCGAUCACUCGGCCGUCGACUAUGAACCCUUCCGAAAGGUCUUCUACCAUCCGCCGGCAGAAAUCGACGACAUGUCCGAAGAGCUCGCCGACCAGAUUCGCUUGGAGAUGGACGCCAUCACGGUGCGUGGCAAGGACUGUCCCAAACCGCUCACAAAAUGGUCGCACUGCGGCCUUCCCGCAAGCUGUCUCGACGUCAUCAAACGGCUUGGGUACGAAACCCCCACCCCUAUCCAAAGCCAGGCCAUCCCUGCCAUCAUGUCUGGCAGAGACAUCAUCGGUGUCGCCAAGACAGGCUCAGGAAAGACCAUGGCGUUUCUGCUGCCCAUGUUCCGCCACAUCAAGGAUCAGCGUCCCGUCGAGACAUCCGAGGGCCCCGUGGGCAUCAUCAUGACUCCAACGCGAGAGCUCGCCGUGCAGAUCUACCGAGAGAUGCGACCUUUCAUUCGUGCGCUGGGUCUGCGUGCAGCCUGUGUGUACGGAGGCGCGCCGAUCUCGGAGCAGAUUGCAGAGAUGAAGAAGACGGCCGACAUCGUAGUCGCAACGCCCGGCCGCAUGAUCGAUCUUUUGACAGCCAACUCGGGCCGAGUGACAAAUCUGCGCCGCGUCACCUACCUGGUGUUGGACGAGGCCGACCGAAUGUUCGACAUGGGCUUCGAGCCGCAGGUGAUGCGAAUCGUCAACAACAUUCGACCCGAUCGUCAGACAGUGCUAUUCUCAGCCACCUUCCCGAAGCAGAUGGAGUCGCUGGCGCGCAAGGUGCUCAAGAAUAAGCCGCUGGAGAUUACCGUCGGCGGUCGCAGCGUGGUCGCAGCCGAGAUCGAGCAGAUCGUCGAAGUGCGCCCCGAGGCGAGCAAGUUCCACCGCCUCCUCGAGAUCCUUGGCGAGAUGUACAAUCGCGAGAAGGAUGCACGUACGCUCAUCUUUGUCGACCGACAGGAGGCUGCCGACGAGCUCCUCAAAGAUCUCAUCCGCAAGGGUUACGUGACCAUGUCGCUACACGGCGGCAAGGACCAGGUCGACCGAGACGAGACGAUUUCGGACUUCAAGGCCGGCAACGUGCCGAUCGUGACUGCAACCUCGGUGGCAGCGCGAGGUCUCGACGUCAAGCAGCUCAAGCUCGUGAUCAACUACGACGUGCCGAACCACAUGGAGGACUAUGUGCAUCGUGCAGGGCGUACGGGCCGCGCGGGUCAGAAGGGCACCUGCAUCACCUUCGUCACGCCUGAGCAAGACCGCUAUGCGCGCGACAUCAUUGCUGCUCUCAAGGCUAGUGGCGCACAUGUGCCGGUCGAGCUCGAAAAGAUGGCCGAGUCGUUCAAGGAGAAGCUCGCUGCAGGCAAGGCCAAGGCGGCUGGAUCCGGCUUCGGCGGCAAGGGUCUGGACAGGCUUGAGACGGAUCGAGAGAAGGCGCUCAAGGCGCAGAAGUCGGCGUACGGUGAAGUGGACGAGGAUGGCAAAGCAGCCGCUGCUGGUGAUGCUGGCGAUGGCGCAGGCAAGGGAGGCACGCAGCCGGGCGCGUCCAGCUCAGAGGAGCAGCUGAACAAGAUCCAAGGUAUGAAGAUCGAAAUCAUGCACGGUGCAGCGCCUGAAUCGGUGCGUGACAACCGCACCGUAUCCUCGAACGACGAUGCGUCUGGUGGAGCUGGAAAGGGCAAGGAGCAGGAGCAGGAGGCCAAAGAGGCCGCCCAGCUCAAAGCGCAAGAGGCGGCAUUGGAAGCGGCCAAGGCGCACGGAGCCGACACGACCAAGCUGGCUGCGGUGCUGGAGAACAUCCGGAAGCAGGCCAAUGCUCGGCGCGAGUCGGCCAAGACGUCGGAGACGGAUCGGGCCAAGGAACGAAAAGCGCGCGAUCCGGAUGCGACGGACUACCAUGCGAUUGUGCCGAUCAACGACUUCCCGCAACGCGCGCGCUGGCGCGUGACGAACAAGGAGACCAUGAGCCAUCUGAUCGAGUCGACGGGCGCAUCGAUCACCAACAAGGGCGUCUUCUACAAGGAAGGCACCGAGCCGCAGCCGGGCGAGCCGCCGAAGCUGCAGCUGCUGAUCGAGUCCAACACAAAGUCGAUGGUCGAAGAUGCGGUGCGCGAGAUCCAGAGGCUGCUCGUCGAGGCCACCCAGGCUGCGUUGGAGGCCGAAGCGCGCAAUCCAGGCACCACGGGCCGAUACACUGUUGUCUAA
Molecule: messenger RNA, 3456 nt
Organism: Moesziomyces antarcticus
Lineage: Eukaryota; Fungi; Basidiomycota; Ustilaginomycetes; Ustilaginales; Ustilaginaceae
Product: p-loop containing nucleoside triphosphate hydrolase protein
Exons: 1
Coding region: 1-3456 (1151 amino acids)
Molecular function (GO): RNA helicase activity; ATP binding; nucleic acid binding
Source: RefSeq, a predicted model, not a curated record